This is a messenger RNA of Lagopus leucura (white-tailed ptarmigan), 4713 nucleotides long. RefSeq names its product transmembrane protein 104 (gene SLC38A12). Lineage: Eukaryota; Metazoa; Chordata; Aves; Galliformes; Phasianidae. The transcript is spliced from 10 exons. The record is from RefSeq and is a predicted model, not a curated record. The coding region runs from base 122 to 1618 and encodes 498 amino acids.
CGGCGGGCCGCGCGUGCGCCGUAAGAGCCCGGUGGGGGCGGGAGCUGUGGCUGCUGAGGUUAACGAUAGCAGAGGUUGAAAACGCCGCCCUCGUUUCUGCGGUUCUCCCAGCUGUCUCGCCAUGGCCGGCGGCAUCACGGAUACGGGAGAGCUCUACUCUCCGUAUGUUGGUCUGGUUUACAUGUUCAACCUCAUUGUUGGGACAGGAGCCCUAACCAUGCCAAAGGCGUUUGCAACUGCAGGGUGGCUCGUCAGCCUCGUUCUCCUCAUGUUCCUGGGCUUUAUGAGCUAUAUGACUACUACUUUUGUGGUGGAAGCCAUGGCUGCUGCAAAUGCCCAGCUGCGAUGGAAGAGAAUGGAAAAACGCAAGGAGGAUGAUGAGGAUGAGGAUUCUUCUUCUGGAGUGUCUGACAGUGAUGUUCUCCUCCGAGAUAGCUACGAGCGAGCAGAGACGCGGCCCAUCCUGUCCGUUCAGAGACGCGGAUCACCAAAUAUCUUUGAAAUCACAGAAAGAGUGGAGAUGGGCCAGAUGGCUUCCAUGUUCUUCAAUAAAGUGGGUGUCAACCUCUUCUAUUUCUGCAUCAUUAUCUACCUCUAUGGGGACCUGGCAAUCUAUGCAGCGGCUGUGCCAGUCUCUCUCAUGCAGGUGACCUGCAGUGCCAUUGGCAACCAUUCCUGCAGUGUUGGAGAUGGCACAAAGUAUAAUGAUACAGACAAGUGCUGGGGGCCAAUUCGAAGGAUUGAUGCUUACAGGCUGUAUCUGGCAGCAUUCACUCUUCUCUUGGGUCCUUUUACCUUCUUCAAUGUGCAGAAGACCAAGUAUCUUCAGAUCGUGACGUCUCUGAUGAGAUGGAUAGCUUUCAUCCUCAUGAUAAUUCUGGCCCUCAUCCGCAUCGGCAGAGGCCAAGCAGAAGGUCACCCGUCCGUGGCCCAGCUGUCGGGCAUCCGCAACCUCUUUGGGGUGUGCGUCUACUCCUUCAUGUGCCAGCACUCCCUGCCGUCCCUCAUCACGCCCAUCUCGAAGAAGAGGCACGUCAACAAGCUUGUGCUGCUCGAUUACAUCCUGAUCCUGGCUUUCUACAGCCUCCUGUCCUUCACUGCCAUUUACUGCUUUCGCAACGACACCCUCAUGGACAUGUACACGCUCAACUUCACCAACUGUGAGAUCAUCAACGUCGCCUUCAUUCGCUACUUCUUGGGCCUCUUCCCCGUCUUCACCAUCAGCACCAACUUCCCCAUCAUCGCGGUGACCCUGCGCAACAACUGGAAGACCCUCUUCCACAGAGAAGGGGGGACCUACCCCUGGCUGGUGGACAGGAUCGUCUUCCCCGCCAUCACGCUGGUCCCCCCGGUGCUGGUGGCUUUCUGCACCCACGAUCUGGAGUCCUUGGUGGGGAUCACGGGAGCCUACGCUGGGAACGGGAUCCAGUACCUCAUCCCAGCCUUCCUGGCGUACUGCAGUCGGAAGGACACCCAGCUGGUCUUCGGCAGCGGGGCGCUGAACAAACACCUCUCCCCUUUCCGGCACACCUUCUGGAUAGUGUUCGUACUCAUAUGGGGCUUUUCUUGCUUUGUGUUUGUGACUGCAAACAUCGUCCUGAGCGAGUCUAAAUUCUGAGGUGGGGGUAAGGGCCGUGCUCCCUCUGGGGCUCCGUGGACUUCCACCUCACCGGGACUUUGAGGGGAAAGAGGCGGUGUGAAGGGGAGCCUCCGGGCCGUCGGUGGUGCAGGUUGGACCUGGACACAGACUUUCUUCGCUCCACACUGAGUGCGGACGGAUCGGGCUCAGCCUCGUCAUCCCGGUGCUCAGACCCAGUGUCCAAGCAGCCUGCACGCCAAACCAGUGUCCAGCCAUUUCUGCCUUCAGCUCUGUUUGAGCACCACUCUGUUCUUACGCUGACUGUCUCCUGAUGCUGCAGGUUUCAGUGCGAGGAGAGCAGGCGGCCUUGGCUGCUCACUACAGUAAUCAGCUCCAUGUUCUUCCUCCCCUGGGCAGGGGCUCGCCACGUGCAGUCCUGCGGGAGUUUGGGGGCAAGGAGUCUCUUCUGUCUGCUGAGACCCCUGCCAGCCAACCUCCUGUGCCAAUUUAGGGAGGAAGGGAGAGUUUGGUGUGGGAAUAGUCCUGGCUCUGAAGGCCUUGUGCUCUGUUACACUCGUGUUUUUAUUUUUUUCCAGAGAUAUUAACCUGUUUGUGCUCUGGGGAAGGAUUGCCCGCUUAUCAGAGCUGGAUUUCUCCAGGCCAAGAGUUCAUUGUCACACUUCUCACCCUGUUCUCCUUUGCUCUGGCAGCUCCAACCCCAUGGAGGAGUGCAGGGGUUUUGCUCUUCCUUCUGGGAAGGAAAGUGCAGCCUUGCUUCCGUUGCCUCCCGCAUGCUGCUCAGUGAAUCCAGCUGGCAGAGCCCUUUUCCAUUUCAUACAGUGCAGGCCAGAGCCCAGCUGCAGUGCUCAGGGUUUGUGUGGGCCAGGAAGGUGCUCAUUACCCAGUCCUGACACGUGUUAGGCCUGCAAGAGCUCUGGCUGUGCAGGCUGAUGUGUUUCCAGCCUCCUGUGCCGGGUAAUUAGCCUUGAAACACGGUGGGUGUUAACUCAAGGGAUGGGGCUGGUGCCAACAGGGAGAGGCAGUGCCACGGCUCAGCUGUGCUGAGCUGAGCUCCCAGCAUUACGGACAGAGCAGCAGAACCCGUCCUGUGUCUCCCUGCUCUUUGCUGGGAGGUGGCAUUCUGCUGGUCCUGCUCAGCUUAUCUGAGCUGCCGACCUCCUGGGCGUUUUGUGUGGGCCUUUUAACAAGAGCAAGAACUUCAGAAGUUCUCACCAGAAAUAUUUAAAACCCUUUCUCCCCCUGCCCUCAUUAGACAGGUUCAAAGCCAGGUGUGUGUCACUUCUCAUACAUCCUCUUGCCCUCUGCACUUGCUGCAGUAUUAAGUGUUACUGAUAGUUAAAGCAAGCUUUGAACUGCGGCACUUUUUAAUCAAGCUCCGUUUUCAAGUAGGACUUUCUGGUUUCCAUAUGACCUGAAGUGCUCCUCCUGGGGGACUGUGCAAGUACCUGGAGCUGAAUGAAAACACUCGAUGGCUUCUAAAGCAAAGCCCCCCACCUCUCCAGGCUGAGCACUGCGCCUGUGUCCUUGCCAGGCUGCAGGGGGAGGAUGUGAGGGGCCUGUUUCCUUCAGCUUAUCCUGAGCAGGCACUGGCAGCCCUUGCUAGUGAAUUUAAACAUCCCCUAGCGUUCCAGGGAAGCUGAUGUGGCAUCUUUGGUGCCAGAUGAGCAAGAUGCUCUGCAGGUGGCUGGUGUCUCAUUUAGGAAGAGUGGCAGUAGCUGUGCAGCUCGGAGAGUAAAUUCGGUGGGCAGUUGAGCUGGGGGGGUGUGUGAGGCGUGGGGCAGACAGCUGCUCCCUCCCCUGUCUGCAUGGCAGGGGGAUGGCAGGUGCUGUGCUGGGGCAUGCUGGGCCGUCCUGUCCUCUUGCAGCAGCUGUGAGCCAGGCAGAGCCAAAGGAGGAAUUUGAUGCUAAUGAAAGCAGCCUUCAGAAGGCUGGAAGAGCUGCAGGGGCUGCUCUUCUAUCGAGUGCACAGGUGUGGCUUCAUGAGGAGGCCGCUGUAUUUCCUACUGCACUGCCUGCCCUUGUGCAAGGCACUCAGCUCAGCCUCGUCCCUCCAAGGGCCGAUUUGAAUUUCUUGUCUCCACACUGCGUUGCCUACCAGAGAACCUUACUGACCCACGUUACUCUGCCCCACACAUCCUCCCUUCCCCGCUCAGGGCCGCCCUCCAACUGGCCUGGGCUCAGGCUGCCCAGCCCCUCCGCACGCUGCAUCCUCUCUGCGCUCCCCUCCUGCCCCCUGGGGCCGCCACUGCCUGUGCCAAAGCACAGCUGCUCCUGGGCCCCGCUGUGAGCCCCACCUCUUCCAAGGACCGGCCGCCUCCUUUGCUGGUCUAGCUCUGAAGCUGUGCCUUCUCUUGCUGGCCGUGGUGAGCAGCCCUCCCUGGGCACGCUGUGGCUGCUGGGCCUGGCGGUGGGCCGUGCCGUGGCACCCAGACAGUCAGAAGAGCUGUGGUCCCCGAGGAGCGCGGGAGCUUUUAGAAAUAAAUCAGCCCGAAUUCCCGAACACCUGCUGUCUGGAGCAGCAAAACAAACCUGUCCCGAGAACUGGAGUGAUUGAGGGAAGGGAACUCCGAUGGUGAGAGCGUUUUUCACACAGAACAUGACAUAGCAAUGCCUUAAAAGUGAUGGGAGGGAAUGGGAAGGGGUGCUGAGCAGAGCAGGGUGCUGCGGGCUGUCGGCCCCCCCUCAGCCAGCGGAUCCAUCGUCGUUGGGCUGCCAUGCAGACAUGUCACAGGUUCUCUGUGGUGCUCGGCCCGAAAGCAGUCCAUUUUCAAUAAAAAGGGAUUCAAACAACAACCUGCACUCCUCUGUUCUGCCUGCCCUGCGCUCCCCGUCGCACAGCGCAUCCUGCAGGGAGCUCAGGGGACGGGGCAGAGGCCCUCAGUGCUGCUGCUCCAUCACUGCUGCUGCCAGCUCCAUUAACACAGCUCCACUUUCCCCUUCUCAAUUAUACCUCCUCACACUUAAAACCAAACAAAUUGAAUUGCUCUGCUGCCUCAGGCUGCAAAAGCCGUUUCUGCCAACAAAUUUAUUGUCGCCGUAAAGCGCAGCUUGAUUUAUGUUAAAAUAUUAAAACAGAUCUUUAUGAUGGAAAUAAACAUUUUGCUGCGAUUCUC